AUGCGUUUCACUUCAGCCCUCCUCGCGGCCACGCUGUCGGUCCUGGCUGCCGCUCACCCGGGCCAUUCUCUGGAACAAGAGCUCCAGGAGCGACGUGACUUCCUGUCCACCACCAGGGUCCGCGACCUCAGCCACUGCGCCGCCAAGCUCAAGGCGCGCGGCAUCGAGGGGCGCAACAUCGCCCGCCGUACCCAGCGCCUCGAGGCGGCAAGGGCCGAGCGCGGGCUCAAGAAGGAGGUCGGGCGGUCGCUGACCAGUGUCCUCGCUACCGACCACAACGAGACGGACCUGGGUUACACCACAGCCACCGACGAGGCGACACUCUUCGCCAGCAGCAACGCCAGCUGCGUCCUCACUCCUGAUGUCACCCAGGGCCCAUACUAUGUGGGCGGCGAGUACAUCCGCCAAAACGUCACCGAGACGCAGGCCGGAAUCGACAUGGUCGUUGACUACCAGGUCAUUGAUGUUGAUACCUGCGAGCCGGUGCCCGACGUCUACGUCGAGAUGUGGCACUGCAACGCCACCGGCGUCUACUCGGGCGUCAUCGCGUCCGGCAAUGGAGACUCCAGUGACAGCACCAACAUCGACCAGACCUUCCUGCGAGGCAUCCAGGAGACGGACUCAGAUGGCGUGGCCCAGUUCGACACCAUCUUCCCGGGACACUACACCGGGCGUGCCACUCAUAUCCACAUCCUCGUGCACACCAACGUCACCGUCUACCCUAACGGCACGCUCGGCAACGUUGUGUCGGCCAGCCAUGUCGGCCAAGGCUUCUUCGACCAGGACCUCAUAAUCGACGCGGAUACCAUCUCGCCCUACUCAGACAACACGCAGGAGCUCGUUGAGAAUUCUGACGACAGCAUCCUGGCCCAGGAGGCCGACACAGACGGUGUGGACCCCAUCUUUGAAUUCACCUACCUCGGCGAUAGUCUGGCAGAUGGUCUCUUCGCCUGGCUCUCGUUUGGUAUCAACACUACUGAGAGCUCGUCUGUCACUCCUGCCGCCUUCUACUAUGCGUCUGGUGGUGUAGCCAACUCUAACUCCGGCCCCGGUGGACCGUGA
Cryphonectria parasitica EP155 is the source of this 1062-nucleotide messenger RNA. RefSeq lists its product as uncharacterized. Lineage: Eukaryota; Fungi; Ascomycota; Sordariomycetes; Diaporthales; Cryphonectriaceae. The record is from RefSeq and is a predicted model, not a curated record. The transcript has a single exon. The coding region runs from base 1 to 1062 and encodes 353 amino acids. Gene Ontology annotation, molecular function: ferric iron binding; oxidoreductase activity, acting on single donors with incorporation of molecular oxygen, incorporation of two atoms of oxygen.